AUGAAAGCAUGGUGUAUGCUCCUAACCUUUUUACAUGCGACGGCCGGAUUGACGCCCUCCGCUGCUGAGCGCUCUUUGAAAGUCCAGGACUUGUUGUCGUCCAUGUCCCUGGAACAGAAAGUAGGCCAGAUGCUGCAGCUCGAUCUAGUGGGUUUCUUGGACCCUGGUUCGCUGGACCUGAACACAACUCGAUUGGCGGCCGUCUUCCGUAAGUACCAUAUCGGCAGCAUUCUCAACUCUCCAUUCACCCUUGGGCCUUGCGGGGGGAAAAAUGGCUGGAGCGCCGGAGAGUGGAAAGAAUUGCUGCGUCGUAUACAUUCAACCGCACAGGAGGUUGGAAUACUGCCGCCAUUGUAUGGAAUCGACAGCGUACAUGGGGCGAAUUACAUCUACGGUGCAACUCUUUUCCCCCAGCAGAUCAAUGCAGCGGCCUCGUUCAACCGGGAGCUAGUGUGGGCGAUGGGUCGGGUUCAAGGGAAGGACACAAAAGCAGGUGGAAUACCCUGGCUGUUUGCACCCAUACUGGGCAUCAAUACACAGCCUCUGUGGUCGCGAAGCUUUGAAACCUUUGGGGAGUGUCCUUACCUGGCAGCCGAGAUGGGCAAAGCUAUCAUCCGCGGUAUCCAAACCGACUCAAAUCCAGACUUUCCCGGACUGCCCCCAGCCGCUGCGUGCAUGAAACACUUCAUCGCGUAUCCUGCUGCUGUCACGGGCCACGACCGCUCCCCCAUCGAGCUCAACGCGCGCACUGUCAAGAGCCUGUACGCGCCCCCUUUUUGGGCGGCCGUGAGGGAGGCGGGGGUAAAGUCGGCGAUGGAGGCUUACACAGAGGUAUCGGGCGUGCCCAUGGCCUCGUCCAGGGAGUACCUGGUGGAUCUAUUGCGGGAGGAGAUGGGCUUCGAAGGCAUGCUCGUCACGGACUACAACGAGAUCGCCAACUUGCACCAGUUCCACUUCGUGGCCGAGAACAUGCGGGAAUCGGUGCGCCUGGCCAUGCUCGACACCUCCAUCGACAUGAGCAUGAACCCGCCUCUCGCCGUCGGCUUCGCAGACGCCCUGCUUGACCUGGUCAAAGCGGGCGUGGUCCCCGAGGCCCGGGUGGACACCUCAGUGGCUAGGGUCUUGGCCUUGAAGGAAUGGCUGGGCUUGCUCGACGAUCCCUUCCACCUCCUCGAUGCCUUUCCCGCCUUGGAGGCCUCCGUCGGGUCUCCGAAGGACAAGGCGGUUGCCCUGGCCCUUGCCCGCGAGUCCAUCGUCUUGUUGGAGAACCCCGACGGCCUCCUCCCCCUCGACCCGGACCGCAUGGCCGGUAAGCGCAUCCUCGUCACGGGCCGGGGCUGCCACUCGCUGGGAAUGCAAUCGGGGGGCUGGACCCUGCACUGGCAGGGGGCACGUCGCAACGAGGUCUUCACGGAGGGAAGCACCUACUUGGAAGGACUCAAGGCCCGCUUUCCGCUCGCGGAGAUCAGAUAUCGCCCCGGGGUGUCGGUGACCGGGAGGGACCUGGGCGAGGCGGAGGCCCUGCGCGAGGCGGAGGCGGCAGACCUGGUCGUGGUCUGCGUUGGCGAGAGCACCUAUGCAGAGAAGCCCGGGGAUAUCAACGACCUGGCUCUACCGGCGGGGCAGCUUGCCUACGUGGAAGCCCUCAUGUCGGCGGGGCCGCCCGUCGUCGCGGUCCUGGUCGAGGGCAGGGCUCGGGUCUUGGGUCCUGCCCUCGACCAGGCCGCAGCCGUGCUGGACGUGAUGCUUGCCGGGCCCAGCGGGGGCCAAGCCCUGGCAGAAAUCGUGGCGGGGGACGUGAAUCCCUCGGGGCGCCUUCCUUUCACCUACCCAAGCUUUACAGGGGUGGCGCCGCAGCAGUACUACCGGAAGCCGAGCUCCUUGUGCACGACGGGCCGUGCCGUCCUCCCCUUCAAGUACAUUGAUUGCCCGAGGCAGUGGGACUUCGGCCAUGGCCUUUCAUACACGUCGUUCGCCUACGUGAACGUGAGUCUGAGCGCCACAGAGAUCGACGAAGAUACCCCCCUGCAGGUGUCCCUCACUGUGGUCAACACGGGCCAGCGCGCAGGGAAAGAGGCGGUCUUGCUUUUUGUCACCGAUAAGGUGCGCCGCGUCACGCCUGAGUACAAACUCUUGAAGCGCUUUGAGAAGGUGGAGUUGGAAGCCGGCGCCUCUUUGCCCCUCACAUUCACCCUGCGUGCCAAAGAAGACCUCUCCUUCAUCGGUGUGGACAACCGGCGUCAAUUAGAGGGCGGCCUCUUCUAUGUGGGCCUGGGGCCCCGGGCGGACUGCCGAGCCCGGCCUGAGGAGUGCUUGGCUUUCACCCUCUCCCUCUCGCCUUCCUACGAUGUGCUGUGUGAAGCGGGCUGUGCGGUGUGGACACGCCCGCAGGAUGGGAGGCCGAACGACGAAGAAAGCAUACCUGGAGCCUUCCAUGCCUUGUUGGCGUCCGCGACGAGCUGCCAAGAGACCUGCAUCACUCACAGGAAGCAUGCCCCUGA
Messenger RNA from Nannochloropsis gaditana CCMP526, 2501 nucleotides. RefSeq names its product glycoside. The annotation marks the transcript as partial. Gene Ontology annotation, biological process: glucan catabolic process. Gene Ontology annotation, molecular function: beta-glucosidase activity. The transcript has 2 exons. The record is from RefSeq and is a predicted model, not a curated record.